AUGGCUGAAGAUGUCCACAAGAAGAAAGGCUGGGAAGUGCCCAACGGGUCCCUGGCACCAGGAGAUGGGCAGCACGCAGAGCGGUCUGAGAGCCCCACACCAGGGCUGGCACAGGGGACAGAGCCAGGGGCGGGCCAGGAGGGAGCCAUGUUCGUGCACACCCGCUCCUAUGAGGACCUGACGAGUCCUGAGGACGGGGUGGCUGUGGCACGGAGCCCGGAGGAGAGGCAGGGUGAGCCGGCGGAGCUGACCAGCAUGGAGCAGAUCAGCAAGGACUUCAGUGAGCUGAGCACACAGCUCACGGGCAUGGCCCUCGACUUGGAGGAAGAGAUGAGGCAGGGAAAGGAGGGGAAGCUGGAGGCCUCUCCACAGACCACCCGCCGCGACUCGGUGCUGUCGGGCAAGGAGGAGGAGGAUGUGACGAUGGACACCUGGCGCAUGCACCGGAAGCACGUCUUCGUACUCAGCGAGGCUGGCAAGCCUGUGUACUCCCGCUAUGGCUCUGAGGAGGCCCUCUCCAGCACCAUGGGUGUCAUGAUGGCCCUAGUGUCCUUCCUGGAGGCUGAGAAAAACGCCAUCCGGUCCAUCCAUGCAGAUGGCUACAAAGUUGUCUUUGUGCGGAGGAGCCCACUGGUGCUGGUGGCAGUGGCACGGACCCAGCAGUCAGAGCAGGAGAUUGCCCACGAGCUGCUCUACAUCUACUACCAGAUCCUGAGCCUGCUCACCUGGACCCAGCUCAACCACAUCUUCCAGCAGAAGCAGAACUAUGACUUGCGCAGGCUCCUGGCUGGCUCUGAGCGCAUCACUGACAACCUACUGGACCUCAUGGCCCAUGACCCCAGCUUCCUUAUGGGUGCCGUGCGCUGCCUACCCCUGGCCGCCAGCGUCCGGGAUGCCGUCAGCACAAGCCUCCAGCAGGCCAAGGCCAAAAGUCUGGUCUUUUCCAUUCUGCUGUCAGGGAACCAACUGGUGUCUCUUGUGAGGAAGAAAGAUCAGUUCCUCCACCCCAUUGACCUCCAUUUGCUCUUCAACCUCAUUAGCUCUUCUUCCUCCUUCCGGGAGGGUGAAGCCUGGACUCCCAUUUGCCUCCCCAAAUUCAACUCCAGUGGCUUCUUCCAUGCCCACAUCUCCUACCUGGAGCAGGAGAUGGACCUGUGCCUCCUGUUGGUCUCCACCGACCGCGAGGACUUCUUCACCGUCUCUGACUGCAAGCGGCGCUUCCAGGAGCGCCUGCGGCGACGAGGGGUACACCAUGCUCUGCAGGAGGCCCUGCGCACCCCCUUCUACAGUGUCGCCCAGGUGGGCAUCCCCGACCUCCGGCACUUCAUCUACAAGUCUAAGAGCUCUGGGCUCUUCACCAGCCCUGAGAUUGAGGCACCCUACGUGCAGGAGGAGGAGAAGGAGAGGCUCUUGGGGCUCUACCAGUACCUCCACAGCCGGGCUCACAACUCUUCACGACCCCUGAAGAACAUCUACUUCACAGGCCCCCAUGAGAACCUCCUGGCUUGGGUAACCAGCGCCUUUGAGCUCUACAUAUGCUACAGUCCCCUGGGGACCAAGGCUGGGGCCAUCAGUGCUGUCAACAAGCUCAUGAAGUGGAUCCGUAAGGAGGAAGACCGACUCUUCAUCCUCACACCCCAGACAUACUGACAUGCAUCACCCAGCACGUGGUGCCAGCUGAGAGAGCCCCUGCUGUGCGGGGGAGCCUGUCCCCUGGGGAAACCUGGGUCAUGCAUCCAGGGAGAGGGUACGGUGGGACCUCAAAGCAUGGGAAAACCCAUCCAUGGGACUGUCCAGCCUGAGUGAUAGAGGUGGGGUGCACAGCUGCCAGAGGAAAGCGUAAGCAGGAGUUUCAUCUGCAGGCAAUAUCCCCAGCUGGGGGGGCUGCCCUUCCUCUGUGGUCCUCAGCUCCAUCCCUUGUUAUGGGCAUCUUGGAGAGGGGCUACCAAUACCCCAGGUCACUGGUGGGAAAUUGAGGCCCUGGGCCCUGCUGCCUGUACCCAGCACUCUUUCACUGCCAUCCUGUGGCUAUGCCAAGGAUGGGGAUCCCCAAGGGAUACAUGGCAGUAUUCAGGCCACCACUGUGGACAGAAGGACGUCCAUGGGGACAUGUAGGCAGGGUGGCAGGUCAACCUGCCCCCAGCUGGGACAGCAGGAUCCUGCCCAUAGGGAACAGAGUUGCCCCAGAGAGACUUGGGCUACUGGGGUGCCCACUGGGGUGUUUGUGGGCUUAUGGAGCUGGCUCCUGGGCAUUAGGCCCUAAAGGGUUUAGCUCCUAGGAUACCCUGUUGGCAUGUGGCCCUGGUAUGCCCCCAGCCUAAGGAGGAUCUUCCUCUUGACACAGGGUCACCUGCCUCCCCCAACUCAGCCCCUCAGGCAGCUAUGCUGAGCUUGCUGUGUGAGGACCAUCCCCUCCCUAUCUGUCCCCAAGCACUGGUGGGGGCUGAGCACCUAUGAAUGCCAGGCAGGACCUGACCCUGCAUUUUGGGCCUGUCUGCUGAGCCCUUGGAGGGGGGUGUUCAAGGAGGGGCAGAGCAACGUUGGUGGCACCCAGACACUGAUGGAGCUGGGAGGGACCUGGCAGGGCUAGCACAGGGACUCAGCUCCUGAAUUUGUGCUCCUGCCAGAGUGUAACUGCUUGUUUUCGCUCAUAAACAUUA
This is a messenger RNA of Indicator indicator, 2660 nucleotides long. It is a transcript of the gene MON1A, whose product is annotated as MON1 homolog A, secretory trafficking associated. The transcript has 5 exons. NCBI's taxonomy places the organism in Eukaryota, Metazoa, Chordata, Aves, Piciformes, Indicatoridae. Gene Ontology annotation, biological process: vesicle-mediated transport; protein targeting to vacuole. The record is from RefSeq and is a predicted model, not a curated record. Bases 1 to 1650 code for a protein of 549 amino acids.